Messenger RNA from Cornus florida, 1062 nucleotides. RefSeq lists its product as uncharacterized. Lineage: Eukaryota; Viridiplantae; Streptophyta; Magnoliopsida; Cornales; Cornaceae. The transcript has 2 exons. The coding region runs from base 1 to 1062 and encodes 353 amino acids. The record is from RefSeq and is a predicted model, not a curated record.
AUGGCCGGAAUCAAGCCUUCUCCGGCGAGACCCAGGUCGGAAUCAGGCAACCCCAGUACUACCUUAAGAAGGUUUUCCGGCAACGGAGAGCCGGUGAAGAAGGCUGUCAGCCAGGAUGAGAAGCGUAGGACAAGGGAAGCUGAGAAGGCUGAGAAACUUAUGCACCUCGUUUGCUGGGGACCAAAGCUUUAUUCUUCAUCUUCUUCAUCAUUCUCUUCAUUAGAUAACGUUAUUGACUCGAUGAUUCAACGUAAUCAAGACGCCUUUCGUGAGAUUUUGAAUUCAGUGAACCCAGAUAUAGUAGAGCAAGUUUUUAAACCGCGUAAGAGGCGGUACAUUCAUCGUGAUCGAGAGGGAAACCACCGUCAACUAAUGAAAGAAUACUUUGAAGAGAAUUACAUAUAUCUACCAGAGUACUUUCGCAGACGAUUCAAGAUGCAACGAGAACUAUUUCUUCGUAUUUUGAAUGAUGUUAAAGCUUAUGACGACUACUUCAUCCAAAAAAGGGAUGCAAUAGGUCGUUUGGGGUUGUCUUCUAUACAAAAGAUGACAACUGCAAUACGUAUACUCGUAUAUGGUUAUGUAGUCGAUCAUUGUGACGAGUAUAUUAAAAUCGACGAGAACACUGCCAUUGAAACCCUGAUGACAUUUUGUAAGGUUGUUAUUGGUGUGUAUGGGGAAGAGUACAUGCGCCCACCCAACGAAGCCGACAUAGCACGACUACUUCAAGAAGGGGAAGAGAGAGGGUUCCUGGGUAUGCUUGGUUCUAUCGACUGUAUGCACUGGGAGUGGAAGAAUUGUCCGGUGACGUGGCAUGGCACGCACAAAGGACGCUCUCAUACGCCUACGCUCAUAUUGGAGGCGGUUGCCUCAAAAGAUUUAUGGAUCUGGCAUACAUUCUUUAGAAUGCCGGGUUCACACAAUGAUAUUAAUGUGCUGUAUCAUUCUCCGGUAUUUGACAGUAUCAUUACUGGCCAAAUUCCUCUGGUUAAUUUCGUUAUGAAUGACUAUUACCAUACAAUGGGGUAUUACCUAGUUGAUGGUACGUAUAUACCCGAGUGA